AUGGAGAGUGUAGAAUAUCAACCAAACACCCGCCUAGCCGCAGUCUACUUCAACGGCGGAAACACGAAUCUGUUUCGAAUUCACGAACAAGUUUCACUCAGUGAUCUGAAGCAGCAGCUGACUCAAAUCAACCGACGUCUCAACUUCCGAGAUCCAAGAACGGUAACUGAUGUCGAGUACCGUCGUCCGUCGAGGAUUUCAAACAACGGAACAAUGUUGUUCACACACGUCAAACUUCAUAACAACGACGAUGUGAGAACAAUGUUCUCUGUUUUCUCAGAGUACAGGAGUUAUGUACCGAUCGAGCUGGACGCGGAGUUGGUUAGAUCUGUCGAAAAUAUAUUGUCCUGCAUGAUCCGUCCGACACGUCCGUGGACCUACGACGAAAUCGCAGCUCUCAUGGUACGACCCGAAGAGGACGAAGUCUACGCAGUUAAUUUAUCUGAUCCUUAG
Messenger RNA from Trifolium pratense (red clover), 453 nucleotides. RefSeq lists its product as uncharacterized. Bases 1 to 453 code for a protein of 150 amino acids. NCBI's taxonomy places the organism in Eukaryota, Viridiplantae, Streptophyta, Magnoliopsida, Fabales, Fabaceae. The transcript has a single exon. The record is from RefSeq and is a predicted model, not a curated record.